CUGGACACCUUUGGUGAACGUCCCCAGUCCUUUAAAAGGGCAGAGUCUAGCGGACCAGUCUGUGUCCUGGAGAUAAAUGAACACAAUCUAGGGCAGCCGGUGCAGCUCCUGGUACCUCUGGCUCGGACCUUUUGGAACAGAUGUCUGGGGAGACACCGAUGUGUAGUAUGGACCUACGCGAGGUCAAGGUGAAGGAGACCAGCACAGCUGGCAGAUACCGCACGUCCUGGUAUGAGCAGUACGUACAACCGUGUAUCGUGGAACUUUUGGGCUCCGCUCUCUUCAUCUUCAUUGGAUGCCUAUCGGUCAUUGAGAACAGUCCGAAUACUGGGCUCCUGCAGCCUGCCCUGGCUCAUGGGCUGGCCCUGGGACUCAUCAUUGCUACCUUGGGGAACAUCAGUGGUGGACACUUCAACCCUGCUGUGUCGCUGGCAGUCACACUGAUCGGAGGCCUUAAGACCAUGCUGCUAAUUCCCUAUUGGAUCUCCCAGCUGUUUGGGGGGCUGAUUGGGGCUGCCUUGGCUAAGGUGGUGAGUCCAGAGGAAAGGUUCUGGAAUGCGUCUGGGGCAGCCUUUGGGAUAGUCCAGGAGCAGGAGCAGGUGGCAGAAGCCCUGGGGGUAGAGAUCAUUCUGACGAUGUUGUUGGUACUGGCCGUGUGCAUGGGUGCCGUCAACGAGAAGACAAUGGGCCCCCUGGCCCCAUUCUCCAUUGGCUUCUCUGUCAUUGUGGACAUCCUGGCAGGAGGUGGGAUCUCUGGAGCCUGCAUGAACCCUGCUCGUGCCUUUGGACCUGCUGUGAUGGCCGGCUACUGGGACUUCCACUGGAUCUACUGGCUGGGGCCCCUCGUGGCUGGCCUCUUUGUAGGACUACUCAUUAGGCUCUUCAUUGGAGAUGACAAGACCCGCCUAAUUCUAAAGUCGAGGUGAAGAACUGCUGGUGGCGUCCCCACUGCCUGGAGUCCUCAGCUGCUUGUCCUCAGUUGAGGAUGGGACAAUUCCAUUAUUUCCUACAGGACCUGAGCUCAGAGGAGCCACCAUGAUAGCAGCUGACCUUGUACUGGCUUCUCAGGCAGGCAGGCAGGUAGCUGCUGCUUUGUCCUAAGCAUACUCCUGGAAUCCAGAAUUCCUUUGUGCUCAUGGACUGGGCCUGGGGCCCAGCCUAAAAUCAGGUAGAGACCAUGUAGAAAAAAAAGGGAAGGUCUCUUUUCCUGAGAGAGGACAGGACAUUGGAGGGCCAAGCAGAUGGAGAAUGCAGUUGCUAAUUACACUGUUCAUUUCUCCAGCCCUCUUUCUUUUUCACUGUGUUGGGUUUGGAACCCAAUUCAUGCAUACGAGGUGAGCACUUUGCUACUGAGCCCCUUGCUCUCCCCACCCUCUUUCCUCUUGAUGACACUGUUACAGAAGGGCUUUCAGGAGCCCAACGAUUUCCUUGCUUCCCCAGCUGCCAAUCUGACUUUGUAAUAAAUCACCUUUUCCUUCCAGA
Grammomys surdaster is the source of this 1482-nucleotide messenger RNA. RefSeq names its product aquaporin 8 (gene Aqp8). Lineage: Eukaryota; Metazoa; Chordata; Mammalia; Rodentia; Muridae. Gene Ontology annotation, biological process: water transport; transmembrane transport. Bases 141 to 926 code for a protein of 261 amino acids. The record is from RefSeq and is a predicted model, not a curated record. The transcript has 6 exons. Gene Ontology annotation, cellular component: plasma membrane. Gene Ontology annotation, molecular function: water channel activity.